Phytomonas sp. EM1 is the source of this 5811-nucleotide messenger RNA. The record is from the annotation of a GenBank genome assembly. Lineage: Eukaryota; Euglenozoa; Kinetoplastea; Trypanosomatida; Trypanosomatidae.
AUGAAUGUUCUAUACAACAUCACCAAAAACUUGUCCCAUCCUGUAAAGGUUCCUCGUAUACUCUGCUCCUCCGUUCGACUUAAGGAUUCCUCGGCUCUACUCUCGAGAUUGCCGAAGGCUGAUUCGCUUUUUGAUGCAAAUGCAGUGAAGCGUAAGUUUGAAGGGUUGACUUCGCAAAUGCAUGGCGGCGGUGUUGAGUUUCGUGAUUGUCAGUUGGUCGCAGGAGCGACGCCUCAAAAAAAGGACAACUCUGUGGAUCUCCAAAGUCAAAGGAUAUUGAAAAAAAAGGGAUUUGAGGCACUGACGCGUUGGUGUAGCGCUCACCAGGAGGCCGCUGCGUCGUGCAGUGGGACCAACGAGUCGUGCCGUUCGAUACUGCAGUCUUUGAAGGACAUCCGUAUGGUAGAUAUAGCCGCUAUCACGUGGCUGCAGAGUUGUAUGAGUACCUUCUCGUGCGGCCAAAGUCUUGUCAUUAUGAGUCUUCUCUGCGAUGUUCUGUAUCAAAAAGCACGAAUGUUGACAUCAGUGAAAAAGUGCACUGUAGAUGAGGAAAGUAGCACAACUAGCGAUCCAGGGCGAACGGUAGAGCAAAGUCUUAUCAGCACCAUCCUUGCCUUCAGACAGCGCGUUGUUUCGAGUGAAAACUUGGACAGUCAGCCUCUUGCGCUUCUGCUUAGUGCUAUUUAUGGGCUGCAUCGCAUUUCAUCAAAGGGAUUUCCUUUCCUCGGCUCUCUCGAUACCAUGGAACGGUCGGUCAUGGAGGUGCCUGACAUUUUUUUCACCGUCGUGUUUCGCCAGAUGCAGAUGGCUAUCUCGAAGACUGCGACCACGCAAUCCGAAAGUGCGGACUCUGCUCUCAAUAUCGAGAUACUUUUGACGUUUAUGCUUGUCUUCACUCAAGAAAGACGAGCUGAGUUUUGUUCUCGUGAGGAUCAGAAAGUAUUUUCUCAGGUUGUGGAUUUUCUUCAGAGGAAAAUUACCCUGUGCCUAAAAUCCAAUGAGAAGAUUCGCACGGCAACACAAUCAGAAGAAAUUUUAGGGGCCAACGAAGGUGAUAAAAGGAGCGGAGGGGAUGCUGAACUUCACGAGGGAACUACACUCCCAGAUAAAGCGUUAGCAAGUUCACCCAAAACAAGCCCACUGGAUUGUACAUUUAUGAAUCUCAUCUCACUGCAGGAGUGUGCGGAGCUGAUGCGCAACAUAAGCUUCGCGAAAUCGUCGUUCCGUCUGUGCUUGCUUCAGUACGUGUGUUGCUUCCUACAGAAUCCAAGUAAAUUUAAUUUGGAGGAAAUUGAAUUACUUUCUGGUAUAUUUCACACGCUUGAAAAUACGGAAAAGACUCAGGGGCGGUGGCUGACGGAUUACAUCAUUCAGCAGUUACCCCCGCUCAAUCUCGCCAUGAUGGCAAGCUUGCUUCCAUACACACAAAACCCAUCUGCCUACCUACAACGCAUGGGAAUGACGGAUGACCGCAUUAAGUCUCUCAAUCCAGAGGAUUCGCUGAAGGUGCUACAAGUUGGGUCACCUUUUCUCUCCUGGCAUACCCAAAAACAACUAAUCCUAGUAAGUUUGGACCAUACCGAUCGUGCCAUUCUUAAGGGCUUGUUAAAGUCGAGGACCAAACCUUCUGCUGAGCUGCAUUCAGAAGCAAUUUUUGGGAGCAAGUGCUCACUAACACCACACUAUGUAACCUUGUUAUCGAUUCUUAUUCAAAAACUUCCGAAUAUGAAAUCGGACCCAAGUGGAGAGGAGAAUCGCGAAGAGGUGCUACAUUGGGCUUCGGUACUCAUGACAUCGGCUGAUUGGUGUAAAGGUAUCGAAAGUGAGCAACCCCACGACAACUCUCACGGAUCAUCCCUUUCCACGACGACGAGGGAAGAUGACAAGGACUCGUCGAAUACCAUUUGCUAUUCCCUAAAAGCUUUGGAAAUCUAUGUGGUUUAUCGGGAUCAUUACAAACUAAUGGAGAAGCAUUUCAAUGAGCCAGACGCAUGCCCACAGGCCCUCUUCCUGAGUGAUGAAACGCUUCUCAACCACUACGUUCGAUGUGUGUUUAUGUCCUCCUCACUACAAAACAAAACAGAUGUGAUUGUGGUGCUGGCAAGUUUGCUUCGAUACUUGGAGGAUCGGGAGUCCAAAAGGCAGUUGAUGGAUCGCCUCAUCAGGUUCAACGACACCACAUCAUCACACUCCUUGGCUCGCUUUAUUGAGCUCCUCUCAGAAGAGGCGACAGCGCUGUCGGUGUAUAAUCCGGAUUUGAUCAGGCUGUUCCUCAAGCAAAGCCAUCUUGAUCCCAGGCGGCUGGCUGACACUGACUUGUACCAGACAUCUCGAAAGCAACAACACACGCCUCUCCACACCGUUUAUCUUAUUCGAUCCAUCCGGUAUUUGCUUGGCAGUAGUGAAUGGAAGGUUCCGGCACGCUCCGAGGAGAUUCGGAAGGCCAUCACUUCUUGGUUAAACCAAUACUUCUUGCGACUCGGCAACGAGCGAAACGAGGCGGAGAAGAACCAGGGAGGGCUCGCGGCCGAUCGAGAGGAGAUCAGCCAGCCCCGGGAAGCAUCGCUGGCGACCUCAGAAGAGCCGGUUUCAGCGGCGUAUGUCAUCGAUACGUCCCAACACCCCGCAACACGUGGUGCUUCCGGAGGUGGGAGCCGCCUCGUCGGGGUUGAUUCACUUGCGGAAAAUGCUGCUGACGAUGAGUUUGUUUUAACUAGCACAAAGGUCCAUUCUCCUUCUCAUCCUUCCGAUGAUCUUACUAGCUUCAUCGCUGAAGAUGACUUGGAGGAGCUGUUGGAAGUGGUGUAUCGAACAGGAUCUAAUAUACCACCCUCCAUGCUGCGGGAGGUCACUCACCGCUGUCAAUCGAGGCUUUCUGACAAAGGCCGCAUGUUGGCCACAGAAGCUGGCACGGGAGGCCAUACCAAUACGACCGUCUCGUCGUCGUCUAGCGGCGUCAAAACACAAAAGGAGAGCGCAUCCGCUCCCCUUCUGUCUCAUGAUGAGAUCAGUUUUGUGGAUAAACACCACCUCGCAGGGGUGAUAGAGAGGAGUGGCUACGUACCGCCAGCCCACUUCCUGACGCUUGUGCGGUCUGAUGUACCCUUGCGGCUCCCGUUGUGUAGAUCCUAUCUUGAGUUUCUACUUGGAUCCUGUAGCCUAGAAAUAGCUGGAAAUGUGUUCACGGCAUUUUUUAUCGCUGUCCAACGGAGGCGCUCCCGCCCAGAGUUGAUGGAUGAUUUGUGUAUAGUCACUACCGCUUUCGAAACGGUUUUAAAGCGUGUCUCGGCGUCGAUGGACGCUGAGGAAUCAGGAGAUGCCCCUGAGGAGCUUCAGAAAAGGGCACCCACGGUGCUCGCUCAGCUAACGCGUGUUUUUAUAGGGCAUCUCUUCAAAACGCGGCGGCACGCGCCAGUACUGUUUGGGUCUUCAGGGAGUGGAGUGGUGGCCGACAACCCAUCGAAGGAAGGAAUCCUGCGCGGGGAGGUUCCGCAUAUCGUGGUGCGGAUCCCUCACGGGGACGGUACCGAGGCGACUGCAUCGGAUGUUGGCGAUGGGAAAAUAAAGACGCCUACUAACCGAAGAACGCUUAAAGGGGAACUAGAGAAAGUUGAUGGUGUCCUUCUCCGAGCAUUUUCGUUUCUCAGUGACGAAUUAGUGAGGGAAAUCGCGUUGCAAUUUCUUCAGCCCCUAUUUCCCGUAUUUUGCGGCGCUAGCGAAUACUUGUUCACACGGGUACGCGGACAGAUGCAUCAUUUUUCACAAAAGGAACUGAUCCUGUUAGCAUCAAGCUACCCGCCAGGCGCGGAUGAGGUGCUGAAGCACAUGAUGAAGCUCGAUCUGAGGGUGACUGUCGAUUUUGGGGAGUUUUUGAGGGUGGCCAAGACCGUUCCGAUGCAAAUUAUGGAAAAGGUUACUGACGCUCACCUUGAUUCGUUGAGCUUUGCCUGGUGUACGCGAUUGCUGUCCGCAUUGGUGGCUCGUCAGGGCGAAGUUUCUGAUGAAUUUCUCGCUCGGGUUCUGGGGCGCGUGUUGGAAGACAGCAACCCUAGUAUAUCCGAUCGGAAUCUCUUUCUUUUCAUCCUUCAGUCCUACCUACCCAUGCCUGAUCACCCUCAGGAAGGUUUUCACUCUCCACCACAUCGUAGUGUGGAAAGAGCUUCUCCAAAGGCGUCGAAAAAGUUCUCACGGCCGCAUAACACCGGCAGCGAGGGUAAUGCUCUACGCAAUGAAACUCAGGAGUCUCUAGUAAUGACCAAGUACGAUAGGUGUGCUCGAGAGAAAAUUAUUCACAGAUGCCUGAAGAGCAUUCUUUCGCUUGAAGAAAUCACGUCAAUAGAUUCCUUGAUAGACUUACUAUCAAACUCCUUGCCCAUUGCGCAAAAUUUGAUCGAAUUGGCAGUGAUGGAGCGGGCUGAGAAAAUUGUUUCAGAAUACUUGCUCAGUGAAGCGACGGUGGAUCUUGCUAAGCUCACAAAGCUUGUCCAGCUCCUUCAUCGGCACCACUUGCCGAUUCCGAGUAUCGGGAGGAUUGUCAAAGAGAACUUUUUUGAUCGCAAGGAUUUUCUGGAAAGGAUCGCGCCAUGUGCGCUUUCGGAAGGGUCCCCUAGCGUUGACGGGAGUCAUCCCCGGGGAGCCCCGGCGCAGGCGACCUCGAUCGCGCAUAUGGUGGAACUCGCUGCCCUCGUUGGGGGUGCGAAAGGAGGCAGCUCAGGCGCGCAACAGCGGGGAGAUGAUCAGACAAAUUAUGCAUUUCUUGAAGAUGUUUUGAAAACCUUGCGGAGCCACUUUCAGGGGCCGUCCGAUCAGCUUCUGAUGCUAAGCGCGUUGGUCGACACGAUGGCGCGGCAUGAUCUCUCUCCGGUUUAUCAAUUAGAUAGUUUUACGCGAGACCUAUGCGAGGGCGUCUUGAUAGAGUCAAAUAGGUUAUCUUCCAGCGAGCUCGCGAAACUUCUUCAAAAUAUCAGUCGGCUUAAGAAGUGGGAUGUUAUUAAGCAUGUGGACUCAAGAAUGGGUGGAGCGAGUGAUGCUGAGACGUUCGAGGAGGUUUUCCGAGCGGCCUACGAGCGAGCCGAUCCACACAGUCGUUGCGUGGUGGUCAAGGCGAUGUGCUCCGACAAGGAUCUUUUCCUCAAAUACGAGGACUACACCAUGGGCUUCCUUCGCAACGAUAUCCACCUCCUCUCCCAUGAAGACCUCGAGGUGCUUCUAGUGGCCUGUCUGCACAUGCAAAACACCACCAUGGUCGAGGAGAUGAUCGACGCGAUUGGGACUCGGCUUCUUGGGAUGCUUGAUCAGUGCAAACGGAGCACUUUGGUGCGUCUGCUUCAAUGCCACGCGAACUUUUCGAUUCCGGACGACCCCCUGCUCACCCGAGUGUUAACGUUGCUGGAGGAGCAGUUUGUGAGCCGCGGCGAGGCGAGGCUGGAGAACUCCCAGCUCCUAACGCUGCUUCAGUCCAUCGCGCAGCUCGACCUUCCCGUGCCGACGCGACUCGCCACGUCAUGCUUUGCGAAACUUGAGAAACAAAUCGAUAAACUCUCGCAUCACCAGCUCGCGCAGGCGGGGUUGCUUGCGAUGGAGCUGGAGAUGGGCUACUCCACGAGUGUACACGCCCUCGUCGUACGAAUAUUGGAAAAUCGGGAGGGGUACCGUUCGAGUAAGUUCUUUAGGGAGGUCUCUGAGAAGCUGUGCGAUGAGUACGACGUGGAGGUGCCGAUGCUGCUGAGAGCGGCGAAGCUGCGUGCCCGCCGCGAGCGUGAACGGCUGGAAGAAUACUGGAACCAGCGGCGUUCGCUAGCUCAAAUUUGA